AUGACAAGUGACGUAGUAUUAUCUGUUGCAUAUAUGUGUGAGGAUCAUCAAGUCAAGACUCUCAUUUUUGCUAAAGGAUACCUAAAUGCAUGUGGCUGUCUCAAAGAUGAUCAAGAUGAUGACGUGGAGUCAGGGAUAAAGAAGUUUCAAGAACUCUAUAGGCUCAAUGUUUCUGGAAAACUUGACCUUGCAACGAUCAAGGCAAUAAAACUCCCAAGUUGUGGCGUGCCAGAUCUCAUCACAUGUCUAGUGCAGAAAGCCUUUUCAAUGAUUCAAAGUAUGCCUUCUUCCAAGGAAAUCCUACAUGACCUCCUUCUAGGAGAAGCCUCACUUACAGAUUCGACACUAGCAACAACGUUUGUGCCAAUAGAUGAUUUGAGACAAGCUUUUCUUCAGGCAUUAGGUGGAUGGACCCAGGUCACGAAUUCGAAAUUCACAUUCACUGAGGUUGUUACAGGAAAAUCCGACAUUGCGAUUGGUUUUUAUAGUCGUGAUCAGGGCGUUAACAGUCCGUUUGAUGGCCGAGGUGGUGUUUAUGCACUUGCUGCUGCACCGACCGAGGGAAGGAUGCAUCUGGAUGCAGAUGAGUCGUGGAGCGUUGCCAUUCCGACGCCGGCCGACGGUGUGGAUUUGGUGUCGAUGGCUUUGCAUGAAGCAGGACACCUUCUGGGACUUGAACAUGGUCAAGAUCCAAAUGCAGUGAUGUAUGCGUUUUUAGGCAUAGGAGAAAAUAAGAGGAUUUUGGGUCCUGAUGAUAUUGCAGGCAUACAAGCCCGAUGCCCUAAUUAA
Messenger RNA from Prosopis cineraria, 789 nucleotides. Its product is annotated as metalloendoproteinase 5-MMP-like. Bases 1 to 789 code for a protein of 262 amino acids. Gene Ontology annotation, cellular component: extracellular matrix. The record is from RefSeq and is a predicted model, not a curated record. Gene Ontology annotation, biological process: extracellular matrix organization; collagen catabolic process; proteolysis. Lineage: Eukaryota; Viridiplantae; Streptophyta; Magnoliopsida; Fabales; Fabaceae. Gene Ontology annotation, molecular function: metalloendopeptidase activity; zinc ion binding. The transcript is spliced from 2 exons.